AGUGCAGGAGGCAGCUGGCUCUUUAACAUACGUCUGAAAGGCUGGUCUAUGCAUCUUUCGCUCGCUAUUUCAAUGGAAUUUGUUGGACCAAUUAAGUAAUUCGCGCAAGUAUGAGAGUGCAUAUCCUACUUGCAUUUACAAUACUGGCAUUCUUAUGCGUGUGUUGUGGAUUUUCAUCCCUUUCUCCAAAUAAAUGGUACACUCCUUAGAUUGUGAGACCCAACUAAAUCAGUUUUAGAGCAUCUCUCUUCUCUGUUCAUAGCAGAAAUUUGGGUCUCCUUAGAAAAAAUGGGAUAUCUGUGCUAGCUAGCCACAGAGACCAGGUUGCAACGCCGACGUUCUUUUCUGUAUAAGCCUUGCAGGAAGAUUGUUUGUCUAGUACAAAAAGAAUAUAGCGUUCAAGUACGCUUGCAGUAAUUGUUCGUGCAAUAAGAAUGGAUGGAGUAAACAGCAACAGGACUAUGUCUUACAGCAGAUGGAGUUAUGACAGCGUUCUUGACGAUGAGGGCAGUAAUCUUCGACAGCAGAAGCUUGACAGACAGCGUGCGCUGCUAGAGCAAAAGCAGAAGAAGAAGCGGCAGGAGCCCCUGAUGGUCCAGUCCAACGUGGAUAGCCGCUCACGAACACGCAGAAUGAAGCAGUCCGAGGAGCAAGCCCCUCUCGUCGAAUCUUAUCUCAGCAGCAACAGCAGCACCAUCUAUCACGUACAGGAGGCCGAACAGGAGGAUGUAAAAGUGGUAACUGAUGCGCAGGCCUCAAAGUCAACUAAAAAAGCAAAGGCCGCCACGACCUCCCAAACUAGCAGUGCCAAAAAGGAUAAAAAGGGUAAACACAAAGGACUCGAUGGCCCAGCUACCUUUCGGGAUGAAGUCCAGGGCUUGGGAAGUCCGAUCCAGAUUCUCACAGUGGGACAAUCCAGCACAGAGGAUGGGGAUGGAGGCAUGGUGGCCAGUGGCCAACAGCAGGGCAAGCAUGACCUUCGAGUCACAAUGCAGAAAAAGGGGAUUUCCAGCAGUAUGAACUUUGAAGAGGAAGAAGAAGAAGAAGAGGAGGAGGAUGAAGUUAGCUCCAGCUCCUCCCAGCUAAACAGCAACACCAGGCCAGGAUCCGCAGCCAGCAAAAAGUCAAACAAGGAAGCGGCCUCUGCGUCGACGCCUCCUGCGAAUGAGCCAGGGGUGGAGGUGGAAGUGGAUGACCUGGAAGAGUUUGCUGUGAGGCCGGCUACCCAGGGAGUUACCAUCAAGUGCAGAAUCACCAGAGACAAGAAGGGGAUGGACCGUGGGAUGUACCCUACGUACUACCUCCAUCUAGAAAGGGAGGAUGGGAAGAAGGUGUUUCUAUUGGCUGGAAGGAAAAGGAAGAAGAGCAAAACCUCUAAUUACCUCAUCUCCAUAGACCCCACUGAUCUGUCUCGUGGUGGAGAGAGCUUCAUCGGCAAGCUGAGAUCAAACUUAAUGGGGACCAAGUUUACUGUGUAUGACAAUGGGGUGAAUCCCCAGAAGACCACCUCUAGCUUGGAGACAAGCAAGCUGCGUCAGGAAUUAGCAGCUAUCUGCUAUGAAACAAAUGUCUUAGGUUUCAAAGGGCCCCGUAAAAUGAGUGUCAUUAUACCUGGAAUGAAUACGGACCAUGAAAGAGUUUCAAUCAGACCACGGAAUGAGCAUGAGUCACUGCUGGCAAGAUGGCAGAACAAAAGCACAGAGAGCAUCAUUGAGCUGCACAAUAAAACCCCGGUCUGGAAUGACGACACCCAGUCCUACGUCCUGAACUUCCACGGCAGAGUCACGCAGGCGUCAGUCAAGAAUUUCCAGAUCAUCCACGACAAUGAUCCUGAUUACAUAGUGAUGCAGUUUGGUCGGGUGGCUGAAGAUAUUUUCACAAUGGACUACAAUUACCCCAUGUGUGCGAUUCAGGCCUUUGCUAUCGCCCUCUCUAGCUUUGAUAGCAAACUGGCCUGCGAGUAAAGAGCAAGAACAUCCCACCCCACCCCACCCCCAUUCCCUCAGAACAAACCAUGCUUUACAUGGAGGCAGCCCACAUUUCACACACUGCCUGAAAUUCAUUACCCUCCCUGUGAAACACUACAGCUUCAGAGAGUCAGAGGAACGGGAGUGUAGAAAUGUCUUGAAAACAGGGAUCUGAUGUCAAAAUGACAAAACUUGGUUCAGACGGACAUCCAGUACAGUAUCAAAGAAACCAGUGGAUGGACAAGGUAAAGCACAAACAGCAAUUCACUGAUUCUGCAGAAUUAUUAUCUUCAUGCUGGAUCAUUACUGUGCUUCUAUCACAAACAUCUUGUUGAUUUGUUGCCUAAAGAAGACCAGUAGAUUACGAACCUCUGAUUGUUUUCCAGUAGAGCGCUAAUAUGUUUUUUUUAUUUAUUAGAAAUUCACCCACUGAGAAUCAAGCAACUCAUUGUCAGUGACAGCAGCCGAACAGAAAAACAAUCAACCAGAUGGCAUGUAUGUAAGAGCUGAUACAUAAUACAUACUGUAGUUAAUACAGUAUGUUGACUGCUGUGAAUAUAGGAUACUAUUUUGCAGAUUUAGCAGUAUACAUGUAGUAUAGGACUUUCACAAUUCAUAAGAAAACCAGUGAUGACAUUUUCUGUUUCAGUGAUUUCUCAAAGGCAUAGGCAGCAUUUGCUCACAAUUUAUUUUUGAAAAAUGGUUAGAACCUGUCAGUAUAUUUGGCAGUUGUGUUUUUUUUAUUUUUAUUUCAGUGCAGGAAACGACACGUAGAGCAAGAUGAGAUUUACUGUAGAACUGGAUCAAGAAAAACAAA
This is a messenger RNA of Acipenser ruthenus (sterlet), 2784 nucleotides long. Its product is annotated as tubby protein homolog. Gene Ontology annotation, biological process: protein localization to cilium. Gene Ontology annotation, cellular component: cilium. The record is from RefSeq and is a predicted model, not a curated record. Bases 435 to 1964 code for a protein of 509 amino acids. The transcript is spliced from 12 exons. NCBI's taxonomy places the organism in Eukaryota, Metazoa, Chordata, Actinopteri, Acipenseriformes, Acipenseridae.